Molecule: messenger RNA, 210 nt
Organism: Mesocricetus auratus (golden hamster)
Lineage: Eukaryota; Metazoa; Chordata; Mammalia; Rodentia; Cricetidae
Product: zinc finger protein 431-like
Exons: 2
Coding region: 1-210 (69 amino acids)
Biological process (GO): regulation of DNA-templated transcription
Source: RefSeq, a predicted model, not a curated record
AUGCAUGGAUUAUUUUGGCAUUCAGUUACCUAUGAUGAUGUGCACAUUAACUUCACUAAGGAGGAAUGGGCUUUGCUGGAUGCUUCCCAGAAAAGCUUCUACAACGAUGUGAUGCUGGAGACCUAUAGGAACCUCUCUGCCAUAGGCUACAGAUGGGAAGACCAUUACAUUGAACAACAUAGGCAAAGCUCUAGAAGACAUGGAAGGUAA